Macrobrachium nipponense is the source of this 533-nucleotide messenger RNA. Its product is annotated as small integral membrane protein 8-like. NCBI's taxonomy places the organism in Eukaryota, Metazoa, Arthropoda, Malacostraca, Decapoda, Palaemonidae. The transcript is spliced from 3 exons. The coding region runs from base 161 to 442 and encodes 93 amino acids. The record is from RefSeq and is a predicted model, not a curated record.
UAUUUCAGAGAGAAGACACUCAAAGAAACACAAAGCAAAGGAGCCGUUUCAAAGAAUUAUCCCGCCUAUUACUACUAUUACUACUAGAGCCCGUUCUAAAGAAUCUAAACUUCCUGCUUAAUAUGUCUAAUCUCUUUCUUCUGUAGACAGAAUUAGAAAUAUGGGUGGCAAACCUAGCACAGUGGAAGGAGAUAAAAGAUCACAUGUUCAGGCUGGAGAUGGAAUAAGGUCUGUCAGGACAACUUCAGUCUUUAAGGCAGUGAAUUUUGAACUUUAUGUUAAACCAAAUCUUGCUGUGAUGGCUUUUGGAGUUGUAGCAAUUUUAUGUAGCACGGGAUAUUUAGCUUACAUGAAAUCUCAGCAUCGGGAGUCUAAAUCAUAUGUUGCUAUUGCAGAAGAUGAUACUCAGCAUCUAUAUCAAAAGCGUUCAAAAUGGGAUUGAUGUAACUUUGAUUUUCAUAACUUUUCUUGUGUAUAUUAUGUUGUAUUCUAAAAUUGUAUUAUGAAGAUUGCAUUAUAUUCUUUAUAACAAA